Lycium ferocissimum is the source of this 3402-nucleotide messenger RNA. RefSeq names its product probable glutamyl endopeptidase, chloroplastic. The record is from RefSeq and is a predicted model, not a curated record. The transcript is spliced from 15 exons. Bases 205 to 3072 code for a protein of 955 amino acids. Gene Ontology annotation, biological process: proteolysis. Lineage: Eukaryota; Viridiplantae; Streptophyta; Magnoliopsida; Solanales; Solanaceae. Gene Ontology annotation, molecular function: serine-type endopeptidase activity.
UUUCUGCAUUUUCCACUCCCCACUAAAACAUAAUAUCUUUGAAAAAGAUUGAAAAAAUAAGGCAUCUCAAUUCUCAUGCCUUUGUUUAAAAUGACCAAAUAGAAAAAAUCUAAAGAGUGAGGGGAAGUUGGCUUUAUUAAAAAAGGAAAAAACUUUGGAAUCUGUCAAAUGGAUGGAAUAAUUGAAAUUUACUAGGAACCAGUCAUGAUGAGCCUUCCAAAAGUCUACCAUCGGUUCUCUUUACUCUCUCUACACUCAACCAAAACCCUCUUCUUCUCCUCAUCUUCUUCUUCUUCUUCUCUUCCUCGCCCCGUUAAACGCUUUCCGUUAUUGCGUUCGCAUUCUAGAAGAUUCUCUAAAAUCAGCAUGGCUUCAUCCAGAUUUCAUCAUCUUGUCCCCGUCAACGCCGUUACGGCUGAGAACGGCGGUAACGGCACUGCCUCUAACGGCGCUGCUGUUGCUUAUGAUGACGAUGUAGAAUCAGCAUCAGCUACUGGAUAUUGUCUUCCUCCCCAUGAGAUUAGAGAUAUUGUUGACGCUCCACCACUUCCAGCACUAUCAUUUUCUCCAUUAAGGGAUAAAAUACUGUUUCUUAAGCGGAGAUCCUUGCCACCUUUGUCAGAUUUAGCAAGACCUGAGGAAAAGCUUGCUGGAAUUCGCAUCGACGGGAAAUGUAAUACCAGGAGUCGCAUGUCUUUCUACACUGGUAUAGCGAUCCAUCAGUUAAUGGAAGAUGGUAGCCUAGGACCGGAAAAAGAGAUUCAGGAUCUCCCAGAAGGUGCUAAAAUUAACUUUGUAACAUGGUCAAAUAAUGGUCAGCAUUUAGCCUUCAGUGUCCGUCUUGAUGAGGAUGAUGGCAGCAGCAGCAAACUGAGAGUAUGGGUUGCUAAUGUGGAUACUGGGAAAGCUAGACCUCUUUUUGAGUCACCAGAUAUAUAUGUAAAUGCUGUUUUUGACAACUUUGUUUGGGUGAAUGACUCAACUCUUUUGGUGAGUACCAUUCCAUUAUCUCGUGGAGAUCCACCAAGGAAACCUUUGGUUCCCUCUGGCCCCAAGAUUCAAUCUAAUGAGCAGAAGAAUGUUAUUCAAGCUAGAACCUAUCAGGAUUUGCUCAAAGAUGAAUAUGAUGAAGAUCUGUUUGAGUAUUAUGCUACUACACAGCUGGUUUUGGCUUCUUUAGAUGGGGAAAUGAAGCCUUUUGGUCCACCAGCUAUAUACACUUCAAUGGACCCUUCCCCAGACCAAACAUACAUUAUGAUCACCUCAACUCACAGGCCGUUUUCAUUUGUUGUACCAUGUGGAAGGUUUCCCAAAAAGGUUGAAGUGUGGAAAGCUAAUGGAGAAUUUGUGAGAGAACUUUGCGAUUUGCCCCUUGCCGAAGAUAUUCCCAUUGCAUUCAAUAGUGUGAGGAAAGGAAUGCGAUCAAUCAAUUGGAGAGCAGAUAAACCAUCGACCCUCUAUUGGGUUGAGACACAAGAUGGUGGUGAUGCUAAAGUUGAAGUUUCUCCACGUGACAUAAUUUAUACACAAUCUGCUGCACCAUUUGAAAAUGAACAGCCUAAAAUUUUGCAUAAAUUGGAUCUUCGCUAUGGAGGGAUUUCUUGGUGUGAUGAUACACUUGCAUUAGUUUAUGAAUCGUGGUACAAAACAAGGAAGGUGAGGACAUGGGUUAUAUCCCCCGGAUCAGAGGAUGUAAAUCCACGGAUCCUAUUUGAUCGAUCAUCUGAAGAUGUUUAUUCUGAUCCUGGUUCUCCCAUGUCGCGGAGAACUCCUGCUGGAACUUAUGUUAUUGCGAAAGUGAAGAAGGAAGAUGAUGGGAACACUUAUGUGUUAUUAAAUGGAAGUGGCGCUACCCCAGAAGGAAACAUUCCGUUCCUCGAUUUGUUUGACAUAAAUACAGGCAGUAAGGAACGAAUAUGGCAGAGUGACAAGGAAAAAUAUUUUGAGACCGUCGUUGCUUUGAUGUCUGAUCAGAAGGAAGGGGAAUUGUCAAUAAAUAAGUUGAAGAUACUCACUUCUAAAGAAUCCAAAACUGAAAACACUCAGUACUACCUUCUGAGCUGGCCAGAGAAAAAAGCAUGUCAGAUAACAAACUUCCCUCAUCCAUACCCACAGCUGGAAUCAUUGCAAAAAGAAAUGAUCAGGUAUCAGAGGAAGGAUGGAGUUCAACUUACUGCGACCCUAUAUCUUCCACCAGCUUAUGAUCCCUCAAGAGAUGGACCUCUCCCAUGCCUAGUAUGGUCAUACCCUGGAGAAUUUAAGAGUAAAGAGGCAGCUAGCCAAGUUCGAGGUUCUCCUAAUGAGUUUGCUGGCAUUGGGCCAACAUCCCCCCUCCUAUGGUUAGCAAGGGGGUUUGCUGUCUUAUCAGGGCCGACUAUUCCUAUCAUUGGAGAGGGUGAUGAAGAGGCCAAUGACAGGUAUAUAGAACAACUUGUCGCAAGUGCUGAGGCUGCAGUGGAAGAAGUUAUACGUCGGGGAGUGGCUGAUCCAAACAAAAUUGCUGUUGGUGGUCACUCCUAUGGGGCAUUCAUGACAGCAAACCUCCUUGCACAUGCACCUCAUCUUUUCUGUUGUGGAAUUGCUCGUUCUGGAGCUUAUAACAGAACACUAACACCUUUUGGAUUCCAGAAUGAGGAGAGAACACUUUGGGAGGCGACCAAUAUUUAUGUUGAGAUGAGCCCCUUUAUGUCAGCCAAUAAGAUUAAGAAGCCUAUCUUGCUUGUCCAUGGGGAGGAGGACAACAAUCCAGGAACCUUGACAAUGCAGUCAGAUCGUUUCUUCAAUGCACUGAAAGGUCAUGGUGCACUUUGUCGCCUUGUAAUUCUACCAUAUGAGAGUCAUGGUUAUGGAGCACGAGAGAGCAUAAUGCAUGUACUCUGGGAGACUGAUCGGUGGCUCCAAAAGCAUUGUGUCUACUCUUCAGAUGUCAAGGCUGAUCUUAGUGCGUGCAAAGACAAUGCCGAAGGGACAGUAGAUUCACAAAGCAAAGCUGUUGGUGCUGCUGGAGGUGUUCAAGAGCUUUCAAAUUUGGAUGAUGACAAAUUUCACUCCAUCACAAGGUCAUUAUUGUGAUUUCGAGGGUGACAAGCUACCUGGAGAUGAAGCCAGGAGUACCCGCUUAGGUCCACUUGCUGACCACAUAUACAACAAUUCUAUUGCAACAAUAAGAACCCUCAAAGGAGUGCAGGUCACACUAUUUUCAUAAGACGACUGUGCUGCUUUAAUGCCAUGGCCUCAUGGGUGACAAUACUGCGUUCUGCUUUGCGCGGUUACAAUUUAGAAGUGUAAAGCUAUUGUUCAUUAAUUAAAGAGGAACUAAAUAUUGGAUAUGAUAAACAUCUUUAUACCGUGUACUACGAUUAGAAAUUGUUGAUUCGGUACUCAAUGAUUUCGUCUAGCUUA